Molecule: messenger RNA, 5178 nt
Organism: Athalia rosae (coleseed sawfly)
Lineage: Eukaryota; Metazoa; Arthropoda; Insecta; Hymenoptera; Athaliidae
Product: adenylate cyclase type 10-like
Exons: 27
Coding region: 1-5178 (1725 amino acids)
Biological process (GO): intracellular signal transduction; cyclic nucleotide biosynthetic process
Cellular component (GO): cytoplasm
Molecular function (GO): adenylate cyclase activity
Source: RefSeq, a predicted model, not a curated record
AUGGUACCUGACGAGUUGGUUUUCAAAUUUCCAACAGAAAACAAACCCAAGUCAUUUGUCGGAAUAAUUCUGCUCGCUGACGUCUCUGGACUAUCGACGAUCCACGAAAUUUACAAGUACGCUGGCCAAGGUGGUUCGAUCAGUCUGAACACGACGCUGAAUGCAUAUUUUGGUUACAUGAUUCAAGCUGUUUAUUCUUACGGGGGUGACGUUAUCAAGAUUACAGGUAACGGGCUGCUUGCCCUUUGGAAGGUUCGGAAUGACGAGCUCGUUUUCAACACCCUUCAUGAAGUAAUAACUUGUAGUUUGAGGAUUCAACAAGCUAUCGGACGCUUCACCACCACUGUCAAUGUGACCUUAAAACUGAAAUUGGCCAUAUCCGCGGGCAAUUUGACCUUCAUAGUGAUCGGGCAAGGCAACUGCCACCAAUAUCUGUUGGUCGGUGAACCAAUGGAAGAAGCAAAGAACGCUAAGAAUGCUUGUUUUCCCGGCGAUCUCGUUCUCGCUGGAAGUGCAUGGGGUCAUUGCAAUCCAGCGUGCUACGAGUACGUCAUCAAGGACUCUUACAAUGUCAAGAUUCAACGCGUUUUAUUAGCAGCCAAACAGCACGGAAGGAGAAAAUCAAGGACUAUGACAGCAGCUGAAACAGCCUCUUGUAACGCAACGAGGAGGAAAAUUUUCACAACCGACGAACGAGGUUCAGUUUACUGGGAAAGGGUUGACCCGUACGAGGAUUUAAUCGUCGCAGCCCGUCCAGCGAUAAACGAGGCCGUUCUACGUAGAAUCGGAAAGGAGCUCAAGACUUUUAUUAUUCCAUCAGCCGUCCAGUUGGUCGACACCGAACAGCCGUUGAACUAUCUUACGGAAUAUCGACGGGUCACCCACAUGUUCAUGAGCGUGAUUCCUUCGAAAUGUUCCGUACUCAAUCUUAUCAGAUUGGCGGACGACAUUUACGUCCUUCUGACUCGCACUGUCCUGGACCGCGGUGGUCAUGUGAUGAGAGUCGGAUUUUUGCGCGAGGGAAUAAGUUUCCUGACUAUAUUCGGUUUGAAUAAAUACAACUCGGUUGAAUCCGACAGCAAAAAUGCCUUGUUAAGUGGCUCGAACCUUCGAAGUUCGAUAAAAAAAUUCUACAGCGUGGAAAAGGUCUCCGUUACCUGCGACCUCAACACUUUGUUACGCAGUGACCUCCCUCGAAGCAAAUUCAUCUUGCAGGAUAACAUCAAGAUCCUGAAAGUCGCAGGACCGAGUUCCAUUUACGAAUUCACAGGGGAUACUUUCCACGUCGAUACCAGACACCCGGACUUGCUGCUUCACUAUCCAAUACUCGGUCGAAGCGCUGAAUUGAAUAUCUUGAGUCUCUUCCUCGACGAUAUCGGACUCGCGGAUCGAGACCACGCUGGUAUUUUAUUGAAAGGUGAGAACGGCAGCGGGAAAUCCCGAGUUCUGGAUGCCUUUGUGACCAUGAUAAAAUCAAGAGACAUUGCGACUACCUCUGUAACCCUGACACCCGAUUACGCGAUCACACCGUACUCCGCUAUCUACUCAAUCCUGACGGAAAUUUUAGACAUCGACGAGUAUUGUUCAACGGUGGUACGGGAGCAAAGCAUGUCGAAGAAAUUGGGGGAAAUUAUUACCCCGCAAGAUUUCUGCUACCUCAACGAGAUAAUGAGGGUAAAAUUUCCGAUUUCGAAACGCUGCAGUCUGGAAAAUGAAGUCGAAAGACAAACCCAGGCGACAAGGAUCCUGGAAGGAAUAUUAAACGUGUCGAAGGUCAGACGCUGCAUCCUAAUCGACGACAUCCACAACGUUGACCCGAUGUCAUGGCAAUUGCUGUCUAUGACACUCAACGUGAAAUAUUCGCUGCUGAUCGCAUCGAUUGAAACACGACCCCUCGACGAUCCACCGGCGCAACCUAUCUCCGAAAUUUACGGAGACAAAAGGAUGAAACACGUUGAUCUUAAGACGAUCAGCUCACACUGCAUCACUGCCCUGGCAUGCCAAAUACUCAACGUACAGGCAAUUCCGCAAUUCCUCGAAAGAGAGCUGCUCCUUCGCACGAAUCACAACCCCAAUCACUGCCAGGCUCUCUUGACGGCCGUUUUGGGUCACGGGGGUCUUCAGCGAGUAGAAAUGACACCGAAGAAGGCUACAGAGUACAGAUUACUGUUCUCCCCUGUUCACAUGCUCUCGAAGAUUUCGCGAGACACCCUCCCGGAGGAUGUGGCACCGCCUCUCCCUUGGGGAAGACGUUUCAAAAUUCACGCCUGCCUCCUCAACAACUAUCACCAAUUUCAAUACAGCUGCCAAAGCGUACAGUUGAGAGACAUGAUGAAGAACACUUUGACGAAACUUUCGCCUUAUGAACAGGGGCUUUUGAAAUGCGCUGCAAUCCUGGGGGUUACUUUUACCCGAUACAUGCUGCAGAUGAUAAUGCCAAACUAUUCGAAUUUUCACACUACAAAAGCAAUAACAAAUUUGUUCAAUCUCCGAAUCCUUUACUGCGCGUCUCUGGCGACACGAACCGUCCCCGCCCACGGUAAAACUUACAAAUUCUGCAUGGCAGGGAAGAGGAAAACUUUCACCGAUUCGCAACAUCUCCUUUAUUGCGAUUGUUCCGACCCUCAAAUCGGGGAUACAUUUAACCGUAGAACCAGCGGUGCGCCCCCGGAAGAACUACCCUGGUAUUCUGGGUGUAAAUUUUUCGCAUUCAAGAUGCCAAAGUUCCAGCAAUUGAUCUACGAUACGAUACCGGAUGACGAGAGAAGGGACCUUCAUCUUAAGGCCAUCGAACUUUACAAGGUCGAGGCUCACAAGUGCAAGGCAUGUGGUGGUGGAGCAUUUUUAGAAGUCUUUGGAAGGGCCGAACUCAAUAAGCGCAUCGCGCAAUCGUCGAGAAGUUCGAAACUUUUGAGAUCCUACAGCAGAACCAUGAGUGCCGAGAAUCAGCCUCCCGACAACAGAAGGUCGUUGGAACCCUCCAAAACGACGAAGAGUUUGCCUCGUAAAAAAUCAAACGAAUCAUAUUCGGUUGAUAAAUCAAAGUCAACUCCUGGGCAUCUUCAAGCUCAAAUUGAAGAUGUUCGAAAGAAUAGUGGAAGGGAAUCGAUCAGUUCUGAGGGGCGCAGAAGAGUUUCUAUCUUACCGUUUUACACCGAAACGAACGAUCGAACGAUAGUAUCCUCCGAAAGUUCGCUUGAGCCUACGGGUGAGGUUCAAGAUGAAGUGGAGGUGGAGGAGCGAGAGGUAGGACACGCGAAAUUUUGCCAAUGGAUGAAAAAUCAAUUCUCAACCAACGAGAUGGCUGUUGAGAAGAUUUCAGAAUCUAGUUCAAAAGUACUCAGAGUACCGAAAUUUACGCAGUUCCGUGGAAUCGACUUCAGAAAUUGUCAGUGCAGUCCGAUACUCGACAAUAUUUACAAGACGCUUUUGUAUCACAGCAAAAAUACCGGAAACACCGGGGACCACAUCAAUCAUUUGAUAGACUACAGUGCUGGGCUGAUUCGCGUAGCCGAGCAUGCCCACGCGAUUAAAAUCCUUCGGAGAGCCGAUGAACUGAACAAGAACUACGAACGUUUCAAAGACGACAUCGAAAAAUCCUUGACGGAUAGGAUGGUCACCGAAGGAAUUAUAUUGUCUUUACUCGGUGAGACAUACUUACAAUUGGGAUACUACGAUAAAGCGCGUCGUUUCACUCUUGAGGAAAUGACGAUCUACAGUUCCAUGCUCUCCACGAGAAAAAUUCUCAUCUGCCAGCAAAUCCUUUCCAUCGAACGUCGCGAAUCGACUCAUCAAUGGUUUCCAGGAUCAUCCAUGGCGAAAUUAUCCAGUAAAGAUGCUCUGGAGAGGAGCCGAAUAUCGGCGUGCAUCGGUCGAUUAUCUUCUAUCUUGAUGACAGGUGAACAAACAAAGUUCGCAAAGUUAGCGGUAAUGGUGAGUUCGAACAUCGCGGAAAAGUGCAGGGACCAGCCAAUGACGGAACUUUGUUCGUACCGACUCGCUAUGCUCUACUAUCGUCACAUAGGAAGCCUACGACUCUGUAAACGCCUAGAAAAAUCAGCCUUAAAAAUAAUCGCCGGUCAAUUUGCCUGGAACGAUCUUCAGGGCGUUUUAGUUGUCGCGGACGUCUUCCAAUCCAUGUUCCAUUCAAAACUAAUCAGAGGCGAGCUACGAACGGCGAUCGAAUUUGGAUUCAAGGCUCUUCAGAUACCCGGAAAAUUUAACACGGUUGAAUCGAGACUGGAAAUUCUACCGAUCCUCAUCCAAGCGUUGGUUCAGGCUAGCCGAAUUCCGGAAGCGGUCGAUCUACUUCAUGAUUUGUCUUACCUGGCCCAAGAAGACGUUGACAUGUCUUCUACUAUUUGGUACUACGCUCUCUGCCUCGAUCUCGUCCUCGACGCGGGGGUCACCAUAGAAUCCGUCGAAGCAUGUCGAACAUUCACUCAAAAAUUGAUCGAUCCGUCCGGAAAGAACUUUCGGUCCAUCAUUAGAGAUCCUGACUCAUUUAAACGACUGCUCACGAACAUGUGGCUGUUACUGACUAGAUUGGGAAUAGAUUCUACCAAGUAUGAACUACCACGCGACGUUUAUUUGAAUGUUACGAGGCAUGAGAAUUACUCAGAUCUCUGUACAGUCAUGAAAGCUGUGGAAUGCAGGAUGUUGAAGAUAACGUAUUUCCUGAAUUAUAAGAAGGGCAACACACUGCCCGAUAUUCGUGGAGACGUAAAGGAGCUUCUCGAACGCCUGACGAGGGCAUCAAAAAUCUCACGUUUUCUGAAGCCACGUCUUGGCCUCCUCAAAGCUUACAUGAACGUCAUCAAGGGGCACAUCUCAAAAGCGAAGAAGGCUCUGGCAAUCGCUCAAAAGAAUGCACGCAGACAAGACAACUCACUCGUGCAAGCUUCGAUCACGCUACAUAAGAAAGUAAGCAACAAAAGAGAAAAACGUGACGCCUUUUUCAGGUAUCAAGGAAUAUCUCCCUCUGACAUCACCGGGCAUAUUUUAGACUUGGCUGGACAAUUAUCCCGCGACAAACGCGCGUUGGGCAGAAAUCGCAAAUCAAGAAUCAACGGUCGAUUGGCACGAGGUUCACAAUCUGUCGAACGAGGACCACGUCAAGAUUUUAUACUGCCUACCAAAACCAAGAAAUUGUCUAUGAUCUCCAUGGUCACGACUUGA